CUUGCCGUUUUACUAUCUAUAUCGCGGAAUUAUGUGAGCUUUCAUGUAGCCGAGCUAUUAUCCACAAAAGCAGCGACUAAUAGUCCACAAUACUCCUGCAUAGCUCUAAACAUUUCGAUUUUUCCCGACUCUUUUUCUCCCGGGUGCAUUGUGCAGUACAUAAUACUUCGUAUGAAGUGAUUUUAUUGUCACAGACACACCGGUCCCAGUUUCUGGGACCAAAGGAGGCGCCAUGGCCGUCUGCGCCGCACAAAUACCUGUGUACCCCUUUCGAUAUGCAGCAUUCUUAUCUUUUCCACGAUCUAGACUCUCUCAAAGUCUCGCAAUAGGGGCAUUGACAUCGCGUAGAAAGAUCAUUUAUAGUAUCUAUCAUCUUGUCAAUUUUCUAUCUGGUCGAUUUGAGCAAUCUUUGCGCUAUUCCUCCCCUCGAACUUUCAAGAACUUCACUUCUAAAUACCUUUGAGCUUUUGACCCGCUUUGCAUCCUGCGAACAUGGCUACUGCUGAUGUUCAAGCCCCAGUCGAGCCUGCUGCUCCUGCAUUGCCAGAUUAUUUGCUUGACCCUAACGCAACAUUGAAAGACAAUUCGGCCAAAUGGAGAUACGGUAAAGCGCCAGAUUACUCCAAGACUCGAGAGGUCUAUGAGCAGACAAAAACAAAAACUCACGAAGCAGCAAGUCUCCCCAACCUUGUCGAAAACCUCGUCAAGAACUGGGAAGUCGAAGCCUCUUUCAAGCCCAACAUCGACGAUUGGCGCACCAUUGACCGCCCCAAUUAUACUUUCUCCAUUAAUGGCGGUCCACCACAAUCUGCCGAACACAUGCUCAAAGUUGGAACAUACAAUGCUAUCAUUACUCCCAAUGAUUAUUAUGAUCCGAACAAAUCGGACUUCGCAUCUAGUCAUAAGACGUUCAAGCGCAUGAUGCCAACAUUUGCGUGGGAAGUCUUGGAGGUCUACAGUGGGCCUCCAGUUGUGGCGUUCAAAUGGCGUCAUUGGGGAGUCAUGAAGAAUGACUAUGCUGGUUUCAACGACAAAGGAGAAAAGAUCGUAGCCAAGGCUCACGGCCGUACCCUUGAUAUCCAAGGCAUUACCAUCGCCAAGGUUAACGAGAAAGUGCAGCUUCAGAGCGUGGAAACUUGGUUUGAUCCAAUGGAGAUGUUCAGACAAAUCUCCCCCAGUGGAGAAGUCACCAGAACCAAGCCUGUCCCAAUUCCGGGUCAGGAUAUCUCGACGCAGCUUCAUGGGGAAGGCCUUGGGGACGAGGAGGAAAUGGAUGAGAGGUUGGAGGCAGUGAGCCUGCGUGGAGGUGGUGCUAGUGCGGACGUAUUGGCUGCUCUCCAUGCAGAGAUGGGUGAUAUGUCCCCGGCCGGAUGCCCAUUCUUGGCUAGACAGAACUAGAUCAAAGAGCUGCGCGAACUCCAAACAGUCUACCUGCUUUCAGAUGACUAUAUUACAAGUACAUAUAGUAGAGUACACUCUCACUUGAAAUGUUAUCUUCUCAUGUCGCAUGUCUGCUGCAGAUCUUCCUCAUCAAUGUGUUUUUGAAUGAUCCGUGUGACGCAUCAUUUUCAUUUCGAAGGCUACGAUACUCGAAAACGCUUGAGAUUUCGAGCAUAUUGCUUGAAAUAGAUAUAGAAUACUUCAAUAGAAGAUACGGAGCUCGGCCUCCUACUAUGUCUGAUAUUGUAACAAACGGCAGAGCAGAAAUAGAACAGUACUGAUGUUGAAUGAGGUCGGU
This is a messenger RNA of Mollisia scopiformis, 1738 nucleotides long. RefSeq lists its product as uncharacterized. The record is from RefSeq and is a predicted model, not a curated record. Lineage: Eukaryota; Fungi; Ascomycota; Leotiomycetes; Helotiales; Mollisiaceae. The transcript has 3 exons. The coding region runs from base 493 to 1398 and encodes 301 amino acids.